Molecule: messenger RNA, 285 nt
Organism: Hydatigera taeniaeformis
Lineage: Eukaryota; Metazoa; Platyhelminthes; Cestoda; Cyclophyllidea; Taeniidae
Source: the annotation of a GenBank genome assembly
AUGGCCGCAGAGGACUGUGAAGGGUUUGGCGGCAAGUUGGGCCAAAUGUCACAAAAUGUCUACUACGAAAUGUUACUUGCAGAAGCUGACUUGGGACAAACAUCAUCUGGGACAAUGAUGCUCGUUGCUGCCGGCUACCUUUCUAGCAGCUUCGAUUCAGCCAAUAUGAGUGCCUCUCCUUGGGGCAGCACAUCGAAGCGGUGCUCUUGGCGCCUAUGCGAUGUCGCAACACCUUGCCUUGAUGAGCUAUUGCGAGCACGAGAUCUUGUGCGGUUUCUUGCUUGA